AUGAAGUUCUUCGAAAACAUAUUCACCUACGACUAUUCAUUCCCCGCUGUCUCCCUCGCCUACUUCCUCCGCUAUCCAAACCCCUAUUCUCGUCAUGUCCUCACAACAGAUGUCAUUGAUCGGUACGUCGAUCCGAAGACCGAACGUCUGCACACCAUCCGUCUCCACCUGAAGAAAUCAAAGGUGCCAUCUGGAAUCCUCAAGCUCCUACCAAAGGGCAUAGGAGGCUCCGACAGUUCCGGCCAGAGCUACAUCCUCGAGAAGACCAUUGUUGAUGCCAAAGAGGGCUGGAUGGAAACCGAGUCUCGCAACAUGGAGUGGACCGGUAUCUUGAGUGUGGUUGAGAAGCAAAGAUACCAGCGCCUCCCAUCUGAAGAAGAUCGUUUGGCCCUCGACGGUCUUGCUGUCGAUAAGAUCUCCGAGCAGACUACAGUCAAAACAACCGUUACUUUCCGCUCUCGUCUCGGGCAGGGCAAGCUUCUUGGAAGAAAGAAGCAGGAUACGAAUGACAAUGAAGAAGAAGAACCCCGCAAAGGAUUCUUUUCCUCUCUGUCUACGGCUGGCAUUCAGCGGACCAUUGAGUUGAUCGGCGUGAGCCGCACCAAGGAAGCCGUGUUGAAGAGCAAGCAGGGCAUGAACAUUGUGCUUGAGCGCUUGCGCAGUGGUGGUGUUGUUGGUGUUCUGGAGGGUAUGCGCGAAGACCGCGAGGCAGCUUUUGGGCCUGAGGGACCAUGGAAGCGUGUUUGGCUGCAGGGCAAGGACCGGUCCAUCGAAAACGACAAGUGA
Messenger RNA from Penicillium soppii, 786 nucleotides. Its product is annotated as MSF1 domain protein. Lineage: Eukaryota; Fungi; Ascomycota; Eurotiomycetes; Eurotiales; Aspergillaceae. Bases 1 to 786 code for a protein of 261 amino acids. The record is from RefSeq and is a predicted model, not a curated record. Gene Ontology annotation, biological process: phospholipid transport. The transcript has a single exon. Gene Ontology annotation, molecular function: phosphatidic acid transfer activity. Gene Ontology annotation, cellular component: mitochondrial intermembrane space.